Molecule: messenger RNA, 1500 nt
Organism: Sporothrix brasiliensis 5110
Lineage: Eukaryota; Fungi; Ascomycota; Sordariomycetes; Ophiostomatales; Ophiostomataceae
Product: mitochondrial ribosomal protein
Exons: 1
Coding region: 1-1500 (499 amino acids)
Cellular component (GO): mitochondrial small ribosomal subunit
Molecular function (GO): structural constituent of ribosome
Source: RefSeq, a predicted model, not a curated record
AUGGCGGCGGUCGUGAACGGCUCGAGGCGGCUGCUCACACGGUCCUCGACGAGCCUCGCCCUCCUCCCGGCCCGACCAAGGCCAACCACGCUCGCGGGCCUGACUGCGGCACACCUCUCUGCGACUCCCUCCUCCUCCUCCGCCUCCGCCUUCUUCUCCACAACCGCCGUCCAGGCCAAGGGCCCUGUGCAGCACAUCCGCAGCGGCAAGCAGGUCCAGAAUGUCCGCAAGAAGAGACAGGUGGCGCACAGCGGCAAGCCUAUCCUGCCCGGCGAGCGCAAGGCAUACCGGAAGCGCAUUGUGCUGAGCAACAGCAAUGCGCUCGAGGUGCCCGGUCUGGAGGAGCUGACGGCAGAACACCUGGUGCCGUCGUCUUCAUCAUCAUCAGAAUCAAUAGAGAAAGUCCAAAAUGCCAACACGGCCCGCAUGCUGGCGCUCCCCGACACCGUUGUCGACAAGCUGCGCGCCAUUGAGGCGUUCAAGGCGACGCAAAACUUCCACCUGUUCCGGCGGCCGAGUCUGCUGCUGCGCAGCGAGGCGGCCGCGCUGGCCGACCGGCUGCAGCGCGACGUGGCCGGCAACAAGCAGACGGUCCGGCUUGUGAUUGACGGCGAGCGCAUCACCGGCAAGUCGACGCUGCUGAUGCAGGCCGCCGCGCAGGGCUUCCUUAACGGCUGGCUGGUUGUCAGCAUCCCCGAGGCCCAGGAGCUGACGACGGCGUGCACCGAGUACGCGCCCGUGCCCAACACGAGCCCGCUGCAGUUCACGCAGCCCAACUACACGCUGCGUCUGCUGCAGGCCGUGCUCGCCGCCAACGGCGACCUGCUCGCCAAGUACACCACGUCGCGCGCCUACGACGACCUCGUCAACCCCGUGGCCGCCGGCAGCACCCUGCACGACCUGGUGUCGGCCGCCAAGGAGCCCGACCACGCCUGGCCCGUCUUCCAGGCCCUGUGGGCCGAGCUGUGCGACCCGAGCACCACCGCGCUGCCGCGCCCGCCCGUCCUGUUCACGCUCGACGGCCUCGCCCACAUUAUGCGCGUCAGCGACUACCGCGCGCCCAGCUUCGAGCGGAUCCACUCGCAUGAUCUGCUGCUCGUGCGCGCCUUCGUCGACGCCCUCGGCGGCGCCACCCCGUUCCCCCACGGCGCGGCCAUUUUGGCGGCCACGACGCGCAACAACGCGCCGCUCAACCCGACCAUGGACUUGGCCAUCCGGCAGCGGCUGGCCGAGCAGAGCAAGGCGGACGACAUCCCGCAGCCGGAGCCGUUCUUCCGCCACUACGACGACCGCGUGUCGGCCGCGAUGAAGACGGUCGAGGCGCUGGAGCUCAAGGGCCUGAACAGGACCGAGAGCCGCGCGCUGCUCGAGUACUGGGCGGCGAGCGGUGUGCUGCGGGAGCGCGUGGACGAGGCCCAGGUCGCGCAGGCCAUGAUCCUGUCCGGCAACGGCGUGGUGGGCGAGAUGGAGCGGGCGUAUCUGCUGAGCCUGCGGGUGUAA